Molecule: messenger RNA, 2238 nt
Organism: Gossypium raimondii (Peruvian cotton)
Lineage: Eukaryota; Viridiplantae; Streptophyta; Magnoliopsida; Malvales; Malvaceae
Product: heme oxygenase 1, chloroplastic
Exons: 4
Coding region: 1133-1990 (285 amino acids)
Biological process (GO): phytochromobilin biosynthetic process; heme oxidation
Molecular function (GO): heme oxygenase (decyclizing) activity
Source: RefSeq, a predicted model, not a curated record
UCAUCUUAUUCGAUUUUCAUCACCAUUACCAGAUCAGCUUCAUGUCUCUCUUAACUCACCAUCAUCAUCUCAAAAGAUAACCAUCAUCCACGCCAAAAUAACUUCAUCUCAAAACUCAGAUUUGGCUUCUUCUUCUCUCUCUCUCUUUUUUUUUUUUUUUGCUAUUUUUGGGCUAUGGUUUUAUUGGUUAUGGGUAUAGAUUAUUGAUGGUGGGGUUGGGUUAUUGAUGAUGUAGAUUGAGGUGCAGAAGAUGGUGGUAGUGGGGGCUCAGGGAGGGAGGUGGUGUGGAAGCUUUGAUGGGGAGGGUUAAAGGGCACUGAAGAAGAUGGGUUUUCUAAACAUUUUGUUUUACAUUUUCUUAAAUAUUAUCGGACCAUUUUCAUGAGUACAACAGGGAUUGCAGUUAGCCGAAGGAUGUUGUUGUCUUCCUUUAUCAACGGUGACAAAUCCUUUCUUCUCCUUGAAUCGGUCUUCACAGGUGCAUCCAUGGUAUAGCUCAGAGCAAUCUUUCAACUACUUCUGUCACGGUUUUUGUUAUCCAAAAGCUAUAAUGGUCUCAAUGGAAACUUCAACCAAAUCUGCUACUUUGGUGGUUGAUUGGGAGAAAAAUAAAAUGGAACUAUUGCUCAAAUGCCCCUUAGCAUUUUGGUCAAAAGUCAACAAGGAAUACAUGUCAUCACCUGAUUGGACUGCAUGCCACAUCAUGAAAGUUUGGUACCAAAUUGAUUAACUGUAAAAUAUUUUCACUCGGAGUCAAUUGAAUUAAAUAUUGACCCCUACUUCCACAUCUGGUGUUUGCUCGAAAUACUUGUAAGGUAAUACAUAUUUUUUAUUUAGAUAAAACAAUAAAGCAAGGUCCAUGAAUAUGGCAGAUUUUCAUUUCUCCCGGAUAGGCACAAUCGAGAAGCAACCCAUACCUUUGCCCAUUAUUUUAAGCAACCCCUGCGUUUUUUUUACUCUCUAAAACAAUUUUUUUUAUGAACAGUGUUUGUUUAGUUCCAAGACAAGAGUACUGGAACCGCUAAUUCAAGCCUUCUAAUAUUAGUUCUCCUUUUUUACUUCUUCUUCUUCACAACAACCACCACCACCUAAACAAUCCCAUAUAAAAACAUAGCAAGGAAUCUGCGUUUCAAUGGCGUCUCUGACCCCUAUUUCCCACUCCCACUCCCACUCCCUUCUUAAAAGGGCCAACGUUAGACCCCCUCCUCCUCCCAGUUUCUUUUCCAGUUUCAUCCUCAAGGAUUUCCCAUAUUCCAAAACUCUCUCCCUUAAACUUCCCAGGAUGCUUACUAGGAACGUCGUUGUAUCAGCCACGACGGCGGAGAAGCCCAGGAAGAGGUACCCUGGGGAAGCUAAAGGGUUUGUGGAAGAGAUGAGGUUCGUGGCUAUGAAAUUGCAUACUAAGGAGCAAGCCAAGGAAGGAGAGAAGGAAGUGAAACAACCUGAAGAGCGGCCCGUUCAGAGAUGGGAGCCCAGCGUUGAUGGGUACUUGAAGUUCCUUGUGGAUAGCAAGUUGGUUUACGAUACGCUCGAAGGAAUUAUUGAUAAGGCUCCUUUCCCUAGCUAUGCUGAAUUCAGAGACACUGGACUGGAAAGGUCUGAAAAAUUGGCAAAGGAUUUACAGUGGUUCAAAGAGCAAGGCUGCACUAUUCCAGAACCAUCUUCUCCUGGUGUUACGUAUGCUGAGUAUCUGAAAGAAUUAUCUGAGAAGGAUCCACAAGCAUUCAUAUGCCAUUUCUACAACAUUUAUUUUGCCCACUCAGCUGGCGGCCGGAUGAUUGGGAAGAAGGUAGCUGAGAAGAUACUUGACAAGAAGGAGUUAGAGUUUUACAAAUGGGAUGGUGACCUUUCGCAACUGUUACAAAAUGUGAGGGACAAGCUGAAUAAAGUCGCUGAGAGCUGGACUAGAGAAGAGAAGAACCAUUGCUUGGAAGAAACUGAGAAAUCAUUCAAAUAUUCUGGGGAUAUCCUUCGACUGAUAUUGUCAUAGUAUGCCAAUGCUGCUUUCUUCUUCUGCUUUUUCUGUUUUCGAAUCUUCACUUCUUGUGUUUUCAUAUGGGAUUCCCACUCAUAAUCAACAAUGUGGACUGAACUUGUAAACAUAUUUCUGGAAUUUUUUUUUCCUUUUUUAAUACCACUAAGCUACUUGUAAAGUUUCAUUUGUAUUAUUAUGAUGAAUAUUGAUUUGGGUACAAUAUUGAUAAACUUCAAAUAUUAAUAGUAUUAUCUCAUUAUUUU